UUGAACACCCUUAUGCUCCAUCAUCAGUAACAAAAAUACCAAGCACGUAAGCAUACACAACAAUGAAAACCGCAUUGCUAACAUUUGUCCUUCUCUUUGCCUUGACCUUUCAACAACCUCUGCUUGGAGCAGCUGAAGCUUCACCUGAGCAAGUUGUUGACAUCACAGGGAAGAAGGUCCGGGCCGGCACCAGUUACUACAUUCUUCCUGCUUCACCCUUAUAUAGGUGUGGACGUUUUGGAAGGUGUAGAAGUGGUGAAGGCAUUUCACUUGCCAGCACUGAUAAAUCAUGCCCUCUUGAUGCUGUGCUUGUGAGUGGACCUUAUGGAUACCAUGGUCUCCCACUAACCUUCAGACCUGUUGACUCAAAAAAAGGUGUGAUUCGUGUGUCGACAGAUUUGAACAUCAUGUUCCAAUCUGAUCACACGAGUUGUGCUGAGUAUUCACCAGUGUGGAAGCUUGAUGCUAAUUCUAAAGGAAAGUGGUUUGUGACCAGUGGCGGAUCCAUUGGCAACCCUGGUCGGAAAACAAUCCGGAACUGGUUCAAGAUUGAGAAGUUUGAUGAUGCUUAUUAUAAGCUUGUUUACUGUCCCAGUGUAGUGCAAUCUUCCAACCAUCUGUGCAAGGAUAUUGGAUUGUUUGUGGAUGACAAUGGGAAUAGGCGUUUGGCUCUAAGUGAUGUUCCAUUCAAAGUUAAGUUCCAGCAGGCCUAAAGAACAAAUUAAGC
Lotus japonicus is the source of this 727-nucleotide messenger RNA. RefSeq names its product miraculin-like. Lineage: Eukaryota; Viridiplantae; Streptophyta; Magnoliopsida; Fabales; Fabaceae. Gene Ontology annotation, molecular function: endopeptidase inhibitor activity. The coding region runs from base 63 to 713 and encodes 216 amino acids. The record is from RefSeq and is a predicted model, not a curated record. The transcript has a single exon.